GGAAUCUACUGACGUGCUCACCUGCCGCUUCAUACAGACCUGACCCUCAAAGGAGCUGUACGCGCUCCAGUGAGACACCGCAUGGGAAUCUCGAGGACUUUUUCCCACUUUUGACUUUCUUUGUGUUGUUGGACCACCUGCGGAAUCCGUUUCAAGUCCCACUUGCUCUCAGAUUCGGUGGCAAGCGGCUGGGAGGAUCAGGACCAGGACCGGGAGCCGGACAAGGAGCAAGGCCGGAAGGAUGUCCCGAGCGGAAGAGCGCGAGGAGACAGACUGCGUUUGCUCUUUCGGGAUGAAGUCCACUUGGGACAUCAAUGACCCCAAACUCCCGCAGGACACAAAGCAUUUUGACGGCUUCCAGGAGUGGACUGAUGGUUACGUGCGUUACAUCUACAGCGCCGAGGACAAGAAUGCUCAGCGCCACCUGUCGGGCUGGGCCAUGAGGAACACCAACAACCACAACUGUCAGAUCCUUAAGAAAUCGUGCUUGGGCGUGGUGGUGUGCUCGCGGGGCUGCACGCUCUCCGACGGUUCCCGACUGCAGCUGCGUCCCGCUAUCUGCGACAAGGCUCGGCAGAAACAACAAAAGAAAGUAUGUCCGAGCUGCACUGGUGCUCUGGAACUGUUGCCGUGUCGAGGUCAUAGCGGAUACCCGGUCACCAACUUCUGGAGGGUGGACGGGAAGGCCAUCUUCUUCCAGGCCAAAGGGGUCCACGACCAUCCAAGGCCAGAGUCCAAAUCUGAGACAGAGGCUCGGAGAAGUUCAGUGAAAAGACGAGUCAACUCGCCGCCUUUUGCACCAAAAAAGCGACUCAUUGAAUCUCAGGCUCUCGGCCCAGCCCUUCUCUCCUGUGUGGAAUCAGCAGACAGGAUCUCCUUCAUCGAGCCAACAUUCCCCCAGCAUUACCCAGCAUUCCAAAGUACAGAACCAUACUAUAACCACCAUAACGCUCUAGGAGAGACAUCACCCGGUCUGCAGAAAACAGCUAGUCCUAGACUCUACAUGGGCAGGCCCAGCUACGAGUUCCCAGGGUACCUGACCUCACCUUCAUAUCCAGUUACCUCAGAGUUUUGUGAUCCCAGGGUGGCCCCAGUCCUUGGCUGUCCGACAUCCUCCGCCUCAGCUCCUCUUUCUUCUUCCUCUUCCUCCUUUGACCCCUCACCAAAACCGGGCUGGAAAGACCUACUGAAGACCUCUGCCCCUUACAGUGACAACCACCAUUAUUACAGUACUGACUACCCCUGCCGCUACACAGGAAACACCCCGGGUUCACCCGCUGCACUGCAGACCAUCAUCACCACUACAACUAAGCUUGUCCCUUUCGGGUCGUGGGGGGUGCUGGAGCCUAUUUCAGCUUCAUUUUGGCGGAAGGCGGAGUACACCCUGGACAAGUUGCCACUUAAUCGCAGGGCCUACACAGAUAGUCAGUCAACAUUGACACUCACAUUCACACACCAUCCAUCCAUUUUUUACCGCUUGUCCCUUUUGGUGUAGCGGGGGGUGCUGGAGCCUAUCUCAGCUACAAUCGGGCAGAAGGCAGCGUACACCCUGGACAAGUUGCCAUCUCAUCGCAGGGCCAACACAGAUAGACAGACAACAUUGACACGUACAUUCACACACCAGUGCUUCUCAAUUAUUUUUGGUUACACCCCCCUGAGAAAGAAGAAAACCUUCUGCGGGCCCCGACCACUCCACUCCGCGUCUAUAAAUAAUAUUGUCUAUAACAGUGGUUCGCAACCAUUUUUAAUUGAUGUACCCCUGUGAACAUUUUUUGAAUUCAGAUACCCACCAAUCAGAGCAAAGCAUUUAUGGUUGAAAAAAGGAGAUAAAGAAGUAAAAUACAGCACUUUGUCAUCCGUUUCUGAUUUAUUAAUUUGUAUUACAGUGCAAAAUAUUGCUCAUUUGUAGUGGUCUUUCUUGAACUAUUUGGAAAAAAAGAUAUAAAAAUAACUAAAAACUUGUUGAAAAAUAAACAAGUGAUUCAAUUAUAAAUAAAGAUUUCUACACAUAGAAGUAAUCAUCAAUUUAAAGUGCCCUCUUUGGGGAUUGUAAUGGAGAUCCAUCUGGAUUCAUGAACUUAAUUCUUAACAUUUCUUCACAAAAAAAAGAAAUCUUUAACAUCAAUAUUUAUGGAACAUGUCCACAAAAAAUCUAGAUGUCAACACGGAAUAUUGCAUUGUUGUAUUUUUUUUUUCACAGUUUAUGAACUUACAUUCAUAUUUUGUUGAAGUAUUAUUUAAUUAAUAUUUCUAUAAAAGAUUUUUGAAUUGUUGCUAUUUUUAGAAUAUUUUUAAAAAAUCUCACAUACCCCUUGGCAUACCUUCAAGUACCCCCAGGGGUACGCGUACCCCCAUUUGAGAACCACUGGUCUAUAAAAAGUACACCUCAGAUUAAAAAAAUUGUAAUAUAUAUAGAUCAACUUACAACAAAGAAAACCUUUAUUGACAUGUUUCAGUCUGUAACAGAAAACAUUUAAAGUGCAUCAAUAUGCCUAAAAUUAAAAAUAAAAUCCUUAUUCAAACUAUAACAUUUUUGACCAAAUUGUGAUCCUGACAAAUAUAAUCAAAUAAACUGAAUAAAUAAUACAAUUCAAAUUGAUCAGCAAAAUUAACCCUGUUAGCACAAUAUAUAAAACACUUAGACCUACCAAAAAAAAGACAAUUUGUUCUGAUGUUUUAUUUUUUGUCAAAUGGAGGAAGUCAGCAAUAAUGGCUGAUAUGAACACGUUUUGUAGUGCACAACUUUUUGGGACAGAGUUUGAAGCAUGACACUGAUACAGCAUGUUCCCCGGGGUCACAUGUGCCCUGCUGGCAUCACAUCGUGUGUCCCCCAGCGGGGCCCACGCCACUAUUUGGAAAGAACUAUGCAUGUACACCCUUUAUAGAGCCUUGGAUUC
Molecule: messenger RNA, 2897 nt
Organism: Nerophis ophidion (straightnose pipefish)
Lineage: Eukaryota; Metazoa; Chordata; Actinopteri; Syngnathiformes; Syngnathidae
Gene: gcm2
Product: glial cells missing transcription factor 2
Exons: 8
Coding region: 242-1495 (417 amino acids)
Biological process (GO): regulation of transcription by RNA polymerase II; gliogenesis
Cellular component (GO): nucleus
Molecular function (GO): RNA polymerase II cis-regulatory region sequence-specific DNA binding; DNA-binding transcription activator activity, RNA polymerase II-specific
Source: RefSeq, a predicted model, not a curated record